This is a messenger RNA of Agrilus planipennis (emerald ash borer), 5111 nucleotides long. RefSeq lists its product as uncharacterized. Lineage: Eukaryota; Metazoa; Arthropoda; Insecta; Coleoptera; Buprestidae. The coding region runs from base 581 to 2509 and encodes 642 amino acids. The record is from RefSeq and is a predicted model, not a curated record. The transcript has 7 exons.
UUGGCCGCUUGCCGUCAGCUUUCCCCGCGAUUCACCUGCUGCUGCGGCUGUGACCACGGUGCCGCCGUAACGAGAUGGGAGUAGUCGCGUUACCAGUCACCGGCCACAGGUCUCCGUGGAGUUGAAGAAGCAGCGACAAGAGAUACCGUACAGAAGACGUAGUCCCGAUGGUCAGUCAGACUUCGAGAGAGCGGACAAUUAGAGUGAGGUUCAGUAACGGACAAACAGACUGACGGAGCGUGAACUACACGACAAUCCGGUACCGGUAUCAAAAGCCAAAAAGUACGAAAAAUAUUUACUAUUGAUUGUUGAUAUAUUUUUUUUUGAUCAUCUAGAGUUGAUUGAAAGUCACCGGGUCGCUUUUAUACUGUUUUGUUAUUGUUUCAUAUUGUAUAAUAGUAUUGUUGUACUUCCGGUCCGUGUGUUCUUCCGUUUGUACUAGUGACUUACAAUAAGUGACCUGUGAUUUGUUCAAGUCCAUCGUCCGCAUGUUGCCACCAAGAUUGUGCUCCUUACUGUCACGGAAUCUUCCUAGGUAAUGAAAUCACCGAUUGCCUGACAGCAAAAGGGCCCAACAAAAAUGUGGACCACAUAUGUAAAUCCAGGACGAAGAAUUUCUACGUCAUUUGAAUGUCUUGUCUACUCAAUAUUAGUAAUAAUGGAUUUGGUGAUGGGUGGAAGCGACCUUUGGCCCUUGGAACGCCCAGAGGGCAUGCCUUCGAUUCAGUCGUUGGAAGUGAUGUGUGGCAAAGACCACAUGGAUGUUCAUUUGACCUUCUCGCAGCCUUUCGAAGGAAUAGUCUCCUCCAAAGGCCAGCAUGGCGAUCCAAGAUGCGUCUAUGUACCUCCAUCAACUGGACAAACAUUCUUCUCCUUUAGGAUAGCUUACUCUAGGUGUGGUACCAAGCCAGACUUGAACGGACAAUUUUACGAAAACACCGUCGUUGUGCAGUACGAUAAAGACCUUUUGGAGGUAUGGGACGAGGCAAAACGGCUAAGGUGUGAAUGGUUUAAUGAUUAUGAAAAGACUGCAUCUAAACCACCCAUGGUCAUUGCAGAUUUAGACGUGAUUCAGCUGGACUUUAGAGGUGAUAAUGUGGAUUGUUGGAUGGAAAUCCAGCAUGGAAAAGGACCAUGGGCACCUCCUGUUAGUGGCAUUGUCCCUCUGGGGUCUACACUCACUUUGGUUGUUGCAAUAAAUGACUACAGAGGUGAGUUUGACAUGCGGGUCAAGUCGUGCAUAGCGUCGGAUGGUGCAGGUCAUGUGAUCCAGCUAUCAGACGAAUUCGGGUGCGUCCUUCGCCCCAAGAUGAUUUCCAGAUUCUUGAAGGCUCGCGGAGCGGACGACAGAGCCUCAGUUAUAACUUAUGCAUUUUUUCACGCUUUCAAAUUCCCAGACGCUCUUAGUGUCCAUAUAAAGUGCAAAGUUGAAAUAUGCCGACACGGAUGUCUCGAACACUGCCAAUUACAACAACAGCAACAAGCACAUCAAACAGGUGGCCCAGAAUUGAAUUUAGACCUGUAUGAUUCGGUAGAUCGUAAAGAUGUGACUGAGAAAAAGCACGUUUAUACUUUGGGAUCCAGACCAUACCCUGACGCCGUUGAUGAUAACGAUAGCUCUGACGAUUACGACGAUAUCGUGCAAGAGGGUGAAGGGGGAGCCGCUAUCGAGGCUGAUUUUCCACCGGACAAGGGUCAGCUCAAUUCUGGCGAAGACAUCAAAUCUACCAACGACAUGGAGUCGAUCGAAGACGAAGAAAAUGAGACAACUGAUUCGAAAAAGGAUCCGCCGGAAAAGAGCCCGUUUGUUUUGUCCCAUGAGACCUUCCCGUAUGGACCUCGUCAGCUGAAAGAAGACAACGUUCAAGUGAUUCCCGCCCAUAUCAAAAAAUUAUCCGAUAAGGGACUGGUUGCAGAGCCUCGCAGCAUAUCAAUGGCCGAAAAUCACGAUCAAAACAAAACCUCAUCAUCCAAUCAAUUCCAUAAUAAUACAUCCGACAGUCCGAUUCCAGAAAGACUUAAAAGAAGAAAACGGACCAUCGUGGUAUCAAAUCGAAAAACCCGAAGUGCAAGCGUAGGUGUGAGCGGAUUGUACGAGGUAAUCUCCGAGGCCGACUUGGCCUUCAGUCCAGAUACAAGAGCAGAGGCUGUAACAGUAUUCCAAGGAAGAAUCAGGGAAGAAGUCGUUUAUGGAAUAUGUAUGCCGAUGCCUGGAUUCAGUCUGCUGUUCGUCCUGGUUGCUGUUUCAGCUGUUGUGUCAGCUCUAGUAGCUGGAUCGUUGCUCUACAGAUAUCAACUUCAGAAAGAACGAAUGGUCAACGCCGAAACUCAUAAUACUGCGUUGGCCAUGAGCACGUUUGCCAAUUGGGUUCGACUCAAACUCCCGAAGGGUCGAUACAACGAGAGCAACAGUAACCAUCAGCAUUGUAAUGGUAGCGCCGAAGGAUCUAUGGUCUGCUCCGCCGAUUCGUCGUCAAUAAGUUCGAACAGGGAGGCGCGUGACCAUUAACAAUUUAUGAAAACGAUAAACGCAAGAACGAACUGCGAACAGUGUAUAUAAAUGGUGUUGAAUUGUUGUGAACAAUCGGUGACCGUAAUAGAUUCACUUUGACAUGUGGUACUUCAGUAUAGAAUUUAUUUUCUAGUCGCAAAAUGUCUAUAAAUAAUUCAUUCGCCAAGUCACCACAACCUUAUAAUGGUAGUAAUAUCUAAUAAUACUUCCACUGGACCAAAACAAGCGCAAAAGUGUCCAUUUAAAUUUUUUAUUCAAAUUGUCGUAAUGGAUAGGCAGAUUCAAUAACAAUAAUAGUAAAAUUAGUCCAAUAAUAAACUCAACAGUAAAAUAUUUACUAAGUAGUGCUGGAACACCGAUCGAAGUCGACAAAUCUCAUAAAUAAAUAGUUAGCACUUGAUUCGAUACCAAUCUAAAGUUAGCACUUCUUAGAAUCUCAACGCGCUUUCAAUUUAAAUUAUUAAAAAACUUUUUAGUAACUAUUUAAUACCAGAUUUGGUAUAUGGGUUUUAGCAUUUUUUGAAAUUUAUUCAAGUCUGUAGCAAUCAGCACAAAACUCUAUAUGAAGUUAUCAUGUGUGCUAAAAUUAGUUGAUUCAUAAACCCUAUUGUGUAACUACUAACUCAAGAGCGCAGGUACUAAAAAGGCACUUCGAUCGGAAGUGAAUGGCACCAAGCUAACUUUAGGACGUGUUAAUAUUUUAGUUAAUUUUGAUGCUGUUUGAUAUUCCACCCCUAUGAAAUUAAUUAAAAUUUCGUCCUAAUUACAUAACAAAUCGUUAAAACGAUAUUUUUCUCUUACGCUUUUCUCCAUUUGUGUUUCAUGUUUCCAGUAUUUACAUAAUUUAGUAUAAUUAUUAAACAUAACAGAGCUUACUAUUCCCGAUAAUCUUAUUAUACAUAGAUAUAUACUAAUUAGCUAGUUGUAUUUAAUUAUUUUUAUUUUCACCUUAAUUGUUUAUUUAUUUCAUGAGUGUAAAUAUAGUCUAAAUAUGCUCAAUUUAGUUAAUUAAAUUACAUAUUUUUGAGUAUCAAAUAAAAUAUUUAUAUUUUUUGCUCACACAGAUUCAAUCGUCUCGUUUAUCUGCGUUUCGUGUGUGAGAUGUAUAUUGAUUAGAUAUGCAAAUAUGGUAUAGCUAACCACAAGAAUAACAGGAGAAGAACAAAUUACUUACAGGUAUGCAUUUGUGAUUGUUCUUCCUAUAAAUCAUAUUUACCUCAUAAUCUUAUUAUUCGUUUCGUUACUGAGAUGGAAAAAACAAUUACAAAAAUAGUGCAAUACGACCCUGUGUAAUCGAACAUUAGAUUAAGUCAUAAAAUCUGCAUAAAUUGUAAUAUAUUUCACGGUUAAAUUGCAUACUAGCUGGAUAGAAUAGAAAAAACGAUCUUUCUAUUUAAAACGAAGUAUAAAAUCCGGUUGCUUUACAAACUUUUCCAAAAUAACCAACACAUUUUGAUUUUAAGAAAUAUUUUAACGAACCCUUGCAAUCCAGUAUUAAAAAAAAAGAUUUGCAGUUAAUUUAAUACUAUUCUGAUAAUUUAAAAACGAUUAGCCAAGCAACCAUUUUAACCGUGAUGUAUAUUUAAUCACAAGAAUGAAAUAAAAGUUUAGAGUUAAUUUUUAAUUAAUACAUAAUUUAGUUUACUGAAUACAUGAUAUGUGUAUGUAAAAUUAUUAUUGUGUGCUACGGUAUCUUCUUCCAAAAAGAAUGGAAACUUAAUAGAGUAAAUGUAGUAGUUAAAGAAUAAGUUUAAUCAAAGAUAGAAAUAUUUAUAUAAAGACUACCUAUAUAAACGUGUACAGUAUUAAAAUUUAAGUUUAAGUUGCAGUUGUUGAAGUAAUAUUUAAUUAAUUAAUUGCUGUUCAAUUAAAGGUAAUUGUUUCUUGACAAAUGUCGACAGCGAGUGCGCAAGAACGGUUUUUGAUACGUGAAUUAGGCUAGACUUUUUUCAAUUCACAUCUUAUACCUAAGUAAGGUUCAGAUCCGCAAAUAAAAUGCGCCAUUUGUUGUCGAUAUUCUUAACGCACAAUCUUUUAAACAGAAAACAACGGAUUUUUAUGAGUAAAAAGGAGAAAGAAUUCUCUAAUGGUAUAGUUUCAGAAGAACUAGAGCCAUUAAAUUCUUUUCGUGUUCUUGAAUUUCAAACCAACUGUUAGAUACUGCUAUUCCAUUAUUGUAAUGUGUAUAUAGUCAAGCCAAUGGUACUGUUAUAAUGCAUAAAUACCUACAUUCGUUGUUACUAGAAACCAUCUACAUUAUUCUACCCUUAUACGAAUUCCUUAAAUGUUUCUUUAAAUUUUUGAAAGGAAAUUAAAUUAAAAAAUAUUGUAAUUGUUGACAUAACUUUUCUUUACAAUUACGAUUAAUUCUAUACUUAAUAUCUGUUGAAGGACCACCUAAUGAUUUUUAUUUUUAAUUGCAAAUUACAGUUGAAACAAGUAUUGUGCUAAAAUUUAAUAAUAAAUUAUAACGUGCAUUUUAUCUUAAUAUUGCCCUUUGCCACAUCGUUUUAAUUACGAAUUUUUAAAUAGUGAUUUGGUUUGGUUUCAUCAACUUAUUAAAUUACAAUUUAUUUUCAGUGUAAAAAAAAAUAAUGCA